AUGACAGUCUCACUUCCCCCAUCGUCCAAUUCGUCAAAGGACGCCCAGGCUGCCCGCAAGCGGAGGAGACGGGCCCCUGCCGGAGGAGCUGCGGAUGAUUGCUUCACCUGCAUCAAGAGAAAUACCAAAUGCGAUAGAAGGCGACCCUACUGCUCACAAUGUCUCGAGAUUGGGAAUGAAUGCUCCGGCUACAAGACUCAACUGACCUGGGGAGUGGGUGUGGCGAGUCGAGGCAAACUGCGAGGACUUUCGUUGCCUAUAGCAAAGGCACCACCAGUUGCGCCUGUUGGGAAGAAGGCAGCGAGCCGGUCACGGGCAGCAAGCUCUGCAGCGACCACUCCCCGAUGGAGCGGUCCGGAAGAGGGGCUACGCAAAGUUCACCGAGACGAUGGAAAUCAUACUGCCGCCGUCCCUACAGCACAGUAUCAGAAGCUUGGCCCCUCAAUGAGCCAUUACCCUAUAAUGGGCGACUCACUAUCGUCGUCUGUAGACUCGCUAAGCGACGUCGAGUAUGCCAUGGGACAUUCUUAUGCUAGAGAAGAGAUGCCUUUCGUUCACAGCCCUGGCAUCAUCUACGAAAAUUAUACAGCCCAAAAUUCGCCUAUGCCUCAAAGUCCCGCCUCUGCGAUUAUGAUCGACCAACGAGCACCAACUUCGUGUCCUGGCCUAGUCUACGGUCCGUCGGAACCCAGUUCGAGCCUCGGCUCUCACCCUGACUCUUAUGGGCCCCAGAUGGCCCAUAGAAUGGUCGCGGAUAGCGACACUCUGAGCGUACCUGAGAUGGAGCCCUACGGUACCAGCCCGCACUCCACGGACGGGUCUCACUGGGCAACUGCGAUUUCAAGAGAUGAUGAUGUGACGCCCUCCGCCUCGGCCAACUUAGCCUUUCCGUAUGAGAGCCAGCCGAUACAGAUUAGCCCUGAUCUCAUUGCUAAGAUGCCGUUCUUUAUGGACUAUUACGAGAAUAUAAUGUGUCCUUCGAUGGUACUCGUAGAUGGCCCGAACAAUCCAUUCCGAGAUCACAUCCUGCGACUAGCAUCCGGUAGCCGCAGUCUACAACACGCUAUCUGUGCUCUGGCCGCCUGUAACCUGAGGAUGAAGAGAAGGUUAAGUCUUGGUCAACGUGCCAGAUCAGACAGCACCGGAUCUGAACGACUUUCCGAAGCUCAAUCGGACCACCACUCCUUAAACGAAGAGCACCAACAUCGAAAUCUAGCUGUUCAUCUUUUAAACGAACAGUUAAAUGACCCCAUGAAAUCCUGCCAUGACUCUGUCUUGGCUACUAUACUACUUCUCUGCCACUACCGCAUGGUCGAAUCCGGAGUUGCAAAGUUCCACACGCAGUUUGCCGGCGUCAAGAAGAUACUCAGCAUGCGAGGUUCUGCCCCUUACCAAGGGUCUAGCGAAUCUUCGUGGAUGGAGGCUAUUUUCACCUACUUCGACUCGAUUUCUGCUAGCAUCAACGACCGCGAGGCCCAACUUAACCAUUCUUUCUAUGGUCUUCCCUCGGAUGCCAACUUACUACCCCCGGGAGCCGAGAACUUGGUUGGCUGCGACAGGGAGCUAUUCAAGACCAUUAGCAAACUCGGUCGUUUGAACCUCUUAUCACAACAUCAUCAUCACGUCCAGAGCGUUCUAUCAACACCCAACGCUCAUGCUGGAACACCAACGACUUCGCCUCCCCUAGGUUCCCCCAUGGGACAGCAAUUCAAGCAAACCAGCCCUCCACUUGGAGAUUUCUUCAGCAUAAAUCAUCAUCGCUAUGAUGGCAACGGCUUCGUUUCGCAGCUUGACGACGAGGAGAUCCUAUCUACAGGGCUUUGCCCCUCGCCGCAAUUCGACGAGCACCGCUCAAUUUUCUGGCGCGAAUGGAAAGAGGCUCGCAUGGCUCUCCAGAGCUGGGAAUUUGACACCCAGCGAGUCGCCGCAUCCCUUCCCAACUCGGCAACCCAGGCUCAGAUACGCGACCUUCACUCUCUCUCCGAGGCUUUCCGCUACGCCGCUCUCCUCUACACCGAGCGCCUAGCUUCCCCCAACCUCCCCUCCACCAACAACAACUUCCGCAACCUGGUCAGCCAGGUUGUAUACUACGCGACGUCGCUCGAGUCGGGCAGCAGCGCCGAGAAGUUUUUACUGUGGCCCAUGUUUGUGGCCGGCAGCGAGUGCGUCAACGAGCUGCAGCAGAACAUCGUGCGCAACAAGUGCCGCGAGAUCAUGUCUCGCAGCGGCUACAUGAACAAUCUCGCCGCCAUCGAAGUCCUCGAACGCCUCUGGGCUGGCGAAUAUUACGAACCCCCUAUGACUCCCGGGAACAAGCUGGGCAUGAGGCGCGGCUGCUUCAACUGGACUAAGUGUAUCGGCGGUCCCGGGGUCGAAGUGGAAUGGAUCAUGUUUUAA
This is a messenger RNA of Daldinia childiae, 2397 nucleotides long. RefSeq lists its product as uncharacterized. Gene Ontology annotation, biological process: regulation of DNA-templated transcription. Gene Ontology annotation, molecular function: zinc ion binding; DNA-binding transcription factor activity, RNA polymerase II-specific. The transcript has 3 exons. The coding region runs from base 1 to 2397 and encodes 798 amino acids. The record is from RefSeq and is a predicted model, not a curated record. Lineage: Eukaryota; Fungi; Ascomycota; Sordariomycetes; Xylariales; Hypoxylaceae.